AUGAAUGCUCUCAACAUCGAGGACCUUUUACUUGCGGCCAUUAAGCUUCGAAGCAGAGCAAGGCUCAAACAUUUGUGCGAGGGGGUUUUGAACAAGUGCGACACGUUUCGAAUCCCUCCAGCUUGCGUCACCUUGUUGCAGCCGAGAAAGGCACACACUGCAGGCGACAGAAACCGCACAGCACUUAUUGAGGAUGUCCUACGUAUUCAGCUCGAACCCGACGGCAGCGCCGGUGUUGACUUUAGAAUAUUCGACAUGACUGGCGGCGUCUACGUCCGUCCUUACGGAGCCGCCGCGCUCGUCUCAGAUGUGGAAAAGUCCCCCGAUUCCAUAGUGUGGAAAGGCACCAAGAAUUUUGCCGACCCCAACGCGGAAUUGGACGCCGUCUUGAUUGCCCUCGAGACCAUCCGGGCCCGCUUGAAGCUCAACGCUGCUUCUCGUUCCGUUUGUGCCCUGGAUGCCGGUGUGUCUUGCACACUGCCGCCGGGUACAGCCUCCGUAGCAGCAAUGGCAUCGUUUGAGCGUGCUGCAAGCCAACUGGUACCGCCAUUUGCGCCGCUUGAGCGACGGAACCCGCGCCGUUUUCUCACGCUAUCCCCUCCACCACCAAACAGGAAUAUUUUACAUAUCAUUCAGAAUGGAGCAACCCCACACGCUCAUGCGCGCACUCGAACGUCGAGUCAGCGAGGAGUGGACCGCGGCGGUUCGGCAAAGCGUCCGAGGCUGACGUAUGCUACGACGAGCGAUGCUCUGGUGUUCAUCCAGGAAAGCGUUCUCGCUGGAGAGCAGUGGCUUAUUGGGACUCCGAGGUCUUCUGCGCAGAGUCCUUUGCCAAUGUCAAGACUCAAUCGCUCAGAAAAGGAGCCCAUCGAUCGCUACGGUGGAACGGCGGCGGCGGCGGCGGCGUGGGCUGUCACAAGAGAAGUUGUGGAGCGGAGGCUACGACGGGACUCGUUGCUACGUGCUUUCGUGGCUGCGAAUGUGGCAUCUGCCGCACAGACGCAUCACCCAAGGAUUACAGAAGAGGGUGACCUGCGGCUCGAAUCUGCCUCUAGGGUCUUAUUGAAAGUCAAGUGUGAGCCACUCCCAGUGCAAAGGGCUGAAUUGCUUCUGCGCGGGUUUGACGCCUGGCAGGUUCGGCUGUCGUUGCUGCCAAGGAUCUUUGACAGUACAGAUCCCCAAAGCUUCUCACACGACGAAAGUUCUGCGAGCAGCGACAACGCAGGAAGAUAUGGCAAUCUCUGGUCAGUUGGUGUGGCAUGUACAGGUUCAGUGCUGACGUUUACUUAUCCCUCCGCAAACGCUUCUUCUGUCCGAAGCUUUUUCCGCGACCUAACUCGGGCUCGGACAGCUGCAGCGCUUGCGCGGGGCGUCCCACCUUCUCCAUAUUACAGAGUACUUCGAAGAUCACCAGUAAGGAUCGUCGUCGGUCUCGGACCCUACGGGCGGAAGAAGACGGGCCUUGCAAAAUCAGAAAAUGGUUUUCCUACUGACGCGUCGAAAAAAGAGGAACCACCAAAACCCCAAUACACGGCCAUGGUGGAGUAUGUAUAUUCCAAAGGGAACAGCGGCGGCUUCAGCUUGUCGUUUUCCCCAUCAAAACCCACGAUGGAGGAACUAGCGCCUCUGAUAGAGGAGGCCUUGGAUGCGUCGGGCGGUCAAGUUGGUGGAAUCCUGGCAGGGCUUUUAGAACGAGCCUGCCCCGUAGCUGCCGCUGCUGAAAGUGCAGUCCGACAGCGAGUGAGCGGGAGAAUUCGAUUCGUCACAGCGCUACGCGUGAGAGCUGUGUUUCUGGUAAAUCGGAAGUCUGGCACAAAGGAUGCUUCGAUGGCACAGCAAGGAACAAAUCGAACUAAUCCGGUUCCUCAAGCGGUUCCUCAAGCGGGUCCUCAAGGAGGUCCUCAAGUCUACCAUGCCGUCGACGUUGAUGCAAGAGGGGGAAGUGGGCUCGUCACAGUGAUUGACGUCGGGAGGGCUACAGUUGUAAUGAUUCAACAGGGUUUUGCGAGUCGAUCAGGACCAUCUGGGGGGAACAAUCCAAACUGGAGGAACGACUUUGCUCCAUUGCCAAAAUGGGAUGAUAUUGUGGAUGAGCUCACAAAGGAAGGUUACGCAGAGGCACAGCGAGCUGGUUCAACCGUUGUUCUAAAGAUGGAAGUCUUGGAACAAUUUUUGUCUGAUCUCGUUACCGCCGCUCUUGGUUGA
Messenger RNA from Chondrus crispus (carragheen), 2205 nucleotides. RefSeq lists its product as hypothetical. The record is from RefSeq and is a predicted model, not a curated record. The transcript has a single exon. Bases 1 to 2205 code for a protein of 734 amino acids. NCBI's taxonomy places the organism in Eukaryota, Rhodophyta, Florideophyceae, Gigartinales, Gigartinaceae.